Molecule: messenger RNA, 1026 nt
Organism: Botrytis deweyae
Lineage: Eukaryota; Fungi; Ascomycota; Leotiomycetes; Helotiales; Sclerotiniaceae
Exons: 1
Coding region: 1-1026 (341 amino acids)
Source: RefSeq, a predicted model, not a curated record
AUGCCCUUGACAUUAAACACCUCGGCAUCUUUUGCCCUUACCUCCUCUACAGCAUCGGGAGAUGAUUGGGGUCGCGCAUAUCAAACAAAAACAACCAUCAAUAAAGACGGUACUACGCGUACGAAACGUACUCAACGUCUUGGGGAGCCCGUUAUUGAAGAAACACGACGAUGGGAUGGAAAGGGACGAAGAGUCCUGGAGGAUGGAAGUAUCUACGAGAAAAAUGGCAAGGGGAAAGGAUGGGUACAAGUCCAGGAACCUACUGUGAAACCAAUUCAGAAUACGAAUAAGGGGGGAAGUCGGAGGAAGGGAACGAUUUUGGGAAUGACGUGUGAGCCGAGUAAGAAUGUGGUGGGGAAUGGAAAUGGGUUGGGGAGUAAUUUUGGGAAAGGAGGGGUGGGGAAAGGAACGGAAAAUUGGUUGAAUGGAAUUAUGGCGAGGGUUGCAAAUGACGCGCUGGAGAGUAGAGGGAGGGGGAGGAUUGUGCAGGAGGUCGAGAGUGAGGAGAGUGAAGAGAAAAGCGAGGAGGAUAGUGCGGAUGAAUAUACUGAUAGUGAGGGAUACACUAGUGGAGAGUAUACGAGUAGCGAGGGAGAAGAGGAGGAGGAAGAAGAAGAAGAAGAAGAAGAGGUAGAAGAAAAACCAAAAGCCAAGAAGAAUGCUACGACGACGAAGAGCAAGAGUAAGGUCGGGACGCCAAAACAGCCAGUUCCCAAGAAAGAAGUGGGGAAAAAGCAGAAGCCAGCGAAAAAGCAACUUGUACAGGAGGAAGAGUCUAGUAGCGAGGAGGAAUCUGAUGACGACGAGGAUGAUGAUGGGUACGUGAUUGAAGAGAUAACUUCAUCUGACGGAAGAGAAUCAUCUUCCGAGGAAGAGGAGGAGGAGGAAGAAGAAGAUGAAGAGGAAGAAGAAGAAGAAGUGAAAAAGCCAGAGCCUAAAAAGCCAGAACCCAAGAAGCCCGCAGAGAAGAAAUCAGCAGAAACGCCCAAAGGAAAGUUUUCCAAGAAGAGCGUCGCGAUUCCAUAA